UCUUCUAAACAUACACCGUGUGGCACACUAUAAGCUUUGGCUUAUCACUAACCACAGUACCCCUACAUCCUGCAGGCCUUCAACUGUCCCACACCACUCUAUAGUAGCUCAAAAUGUACGUUUCCUGCAUGUCACUUCUCUGAUGGUUUGCCCAUGUGUGACGACAGUGUGAGGAUGCAAUGUGGGUGUCAUGAUAGUGGAACAGAAGUGUGAACAUGAGCAGUGUGGUUUCUCUCAUUUCCUGUUCUGAGAGUGAGUAUGUGACAGUUACUGAAUUCAAAGACAACAGAGGAGGAGAAACGAUAGAGGAGACAUCAGGCUGCUGGGUUCUUUGAACAUUUUCAGUUGAAGUUCAUCCACCAAAAUGGAGAUCCAAAAAGACCUCAGGAUGAGACGACCUCAGAUGGAGAGUUACGACCAAAAGCUGGAACAACGGGCAGCAAAACAUGAGUUCUUGAGAGAUCGCAACAAUAUGACGACAUGUCGCAGCCCAGGACACAAGCUGGAGGCAGACUGGAAGAGUGAGAUGCAGCAGAAAAGACAGAUAGAGUUCCAGAGAAGGAGACAGAUUGUCCAGGCUGCCACUCAUCAGGCUGAUGAAAAGCAGUCAAACAAGGAGGCCAAAGUCACGAUGAGGACCAACAGGCAGAGAGUGCCUCUCAUACACAGACAGUCCCUCAUAUCAGCAGAGGAUCUGGGGAUCACCUGGCCAGAUGUACACUCCAUCGGGAAGGCGACAUGGAUCACCUCACCACCACUGCAUGGGGCAGGAGGGAAAAACAAAAUAGGGCAGCUCCACUCUGACCUCUCACAGAUAUUCCCUCAAACACCACAGCAGCCCUCACUGAGGAAGAGUAUGGAUAUCAGAGAUAAAGUAGUUAAACAGGACCAGAGUGGCCUAGUAAUGUUAACCAGACAGCUCCAACAAAGGAAUGCCUGCUGUCAGACAGAGCAUGGCUAUAGCACUGUGAAGGAGGCUGACAUCGUUCAACUCUCUGAGUAUCUACAGGAGGCUCUGCGGCGAGAGGAUUCUCUGAAACAGAAGCUGUCUCUACUGCAGCACACCACCUCUACUCUACUGCUCUCACAUGACAAUGUCUGGAAGGUCUGUUGCAAAGAGGACAAGAUGAAGGGAAAGAUUGGGGCACUAGAGUCACAGCUGAAGAUCUGUGUGCAGAGGCUGUCCAGGGAUGGAGCCAAGAAGCUGCUGCUACAGUCGGAGCAGCAGAGGCAGGAGCUGGAGGAGAUGGCCGUGGCCUCACUCCAGAGGGUCACUGACCAAAAAAACAAGGCCCAGGACAGAGCUCACAGCCUGGAAAUGGCACUGCAGACUGCCCAGGUUGAGUCAUCACAGUGCCGAGAGCGCUAUGAAGAGGAGAGGAGGAAAUGCACCCAGCUGAGGACGUCUCUGGUGCAGAACAUAGACCAUAUAAACCUAUUACAGAGCCAACUAGAGAAAGUGAUGGGACAGGAUGCAACUCUGGAGAGUCAGCUGCUGCAGCACCGACACACUGAGGCUGAGCUCCACCUCAAGAUCAACCUCCUAGAGGACAACCUCCACACCUGCAGGACACAACUAGUGACAUGGAGACAGCAAGACACCAUGAAACAGCAGGAGAUUGUCAGAGGACAGCAACAGGACUCCAUAGCCCUGCCACAAAAGGACCAGCUGACAUCAUGUCAGUGAUUCUCUCGUUAACACAUGUGUGAGUGUUGACGAGGACAAGGCUGGAGAUCACUCUGUCAUGCUGAUUGAGUUCGAAUAACAGACUGGAAGCUUCAAAAGGAGGGUGGUGCUUGGAAUCAUUGUUCUUCCUCUGUCAACCAUGGUUACCUGCAAGGAAACACCUGCUGUCAUCAUUGCUUUGCACAAAAAGGGCUUCACAGGCAAGGAUAUUGCUGCCAUUAAGAUUGCACCUAAAUCAACCAUUUAACGGAUCAUCAAGAACAUCAAGGAGAGCGGUUCAAUUGUUGUGAAGAAGGCUUCAAGACACCCAAGAAAGUCCAGUAAGCGCCAGGACCAUCUCCUAAAGUUGAUUCAGCUGCGGGAUCGAGGCACCACCAGUGCAGAGCUUGCUCAGGAAUGGCAGCAGGCAGGUGUGAGUGCAGCUGCACGCACAGUGAGGUGAGGACUUUGAGGAUGGCCUGGUGUCAAGAAGGGCAGCAAAGAAGCCACUUCUCUCCAGGAAUAACAGACUGAUAUUCUGCAAAGGGUACAGGGAUUGGACCUCUGAGGACUGGGGUAAAGUCAUUUUCUCUGAUAAAUCCCCACUCCAAUUGUUUGGGGCCUCUGGGGAAAAAAGCUUGUCCGGUGAAGACAAGGUGACUGCUACCAUCAGUCCUGUGUCAUUCCAACAGUAAAGCAUCCUGAGACCAUUCAUGUGAGGAGUAGCUUCUCAGCCAAGGGAUUGGGCUCACUCACAAUUUUGCUUAAGAACAUAGCCAUGAAUAAAGAAUGGUACCAACACAUCCUCCGAGAGCAACUUCUCCCAACCAUCCAGGAACAGUUUGGUGACAAACAAUGCUUUUUCCAGCAUGAUGGAGCACCUUGCCAUAAGGCAAAAGUGAUAACUAAGUGACUCGGCGAACAAAACAUCGAUAUUUUGGAUCCAUGGCCAGGAAACUCCCCAAACCUUAAUCCCAUUGAGAACUUCUGGUCAAUCCUCAAGAGGCAGGCAGACAAACAAAACCCACAAAUUCUGACAAACUCCAAGCAUUGAUUAUGCAAGAAUGGGCUGCCAUAAGUCAGGAUGUGGCCCAGACAGCAUGACAGGGCAGAUUGCAGAGGUCUUGAAAAGGGUCAACACUGCAAACAUUGACUCUUUGCAUCAACUUCAUGUAAUUGUCAAUAAAAGCCUUUGACACUUAUGAAAUACUUGUAAUUAUACUUCAGUAUUCCAUAGUAACAUCUGACAAAAAUAUCUAAAGACACUGAGGCAGCAGACUUUGUGAAAAUUGUCAUUCUCAAAACUUUUGGCCACAACUGUACAUUAUAUAUCCACUAGCAGAUUUAAAUAAAAGUUGGAUUGCGUAAA
Molecule: messenger RNA, 3035 nt
Organism: Oncorhynchus nerka (sockeye salmon)
Lineage: Eukaryota; Metazoa; Chordata; Actinopteri; Salmoniformes; Salmonidae
Product: TRAF3-interacting JNK-activating modulator-like
Exons: 12
Coding region: 365-1687 (440 amino acids)
Source: RefSeq, a predicted model, not a curated record